Molecule: messenger RNA, 1692 nt
Organism: Entrophospora sp. SA101
Lineage: Eukaryota; Fungi; Glomeromycota; Glomeromycetes; Entrophosporales; Entrophosporaceae
Source: the annotation of a GenBank genome assembly
AUGGAAACACCAGAUAUGACGAAUUAUAAUAAAUCAUCAAAAGAAAAAGAAUCAUCAUCAUCAGGAAAGACAAAUAAAGAUUCUGAAUCUGAUCUAAUGGAAACACCAGAUAUGACGAAUUAUAAUAAAUCAUCAAAAGAAAAAGAAUCAUCAUCAUCAGGAAAGACAAAUAAAGAUUCUGAAUCUGAUCUAGUAAAAUCAACAAUUUCAGAAGAAACCUACGUACAACAACAGCAACAAGAAAAAAAUGCAAGAUCGGUAGAACAAACUGUAGCGGAACAGAUUCUUAAUGAAGGGAAUAAGGAGGAAAUGGUGGUGGACGAGGGCAGAAUAAAUGAUAGUAAUUAUGAUAAUGUUAACGGUAAUGGUGGUAGCGUUACCGAAUAUUUUGAAGAUAAAAUCUCAUUACCUUUUAACACUCCAAGGAAUGAAGAUGAUUAUGAAAAUAUUUUCAAUCAGAUUAAACGGAGAAUUGAAUCAUUGUUUAAACAAUUGUUUCAUGACAAUUUCGAAGAGAGAAUUGAAAACAUAAGACUAGAUUUGCACAAAGAUUUUGAAUUGUUUAAACUGACGAUUAAAGAAUUGUUCAAAGAUUCUAAAAAAGGUUUGAUGACUAAUGAUAAUAAAUCUAAAAAUAUUAUUAUAAAUGAUGAAAUUAAUCAUAAAUCAUCUCCAUCACUUCAAUUCAAUGGUGUUAAUAAAGAAAAAGAAUCAGCGGUAACGAUGGAAAAAAGAGGAAAAGAAAUAGUAGUAAAUGAAAUUGAUUAUUGUAAAUUGAUUGAAGAAGAAAUUAUUAAUCAAUUAGAAAAUAAAUUGGUUAAAUAUUUUGAAAUUUAUGGAAAUGAAAUUGGACAAAUUAAAGAUGAAAAGUUAUCAGAAGAAAAAGAAUCAACCGACUAUAACAACAACAACAAUAAUAAUGAAAAGUUAUCAGAAGAAAAAGAAUCAACCGACUAUAACAACAACAACAAUAAUAGUAGAUUAAUUAGAAAACACGAGAAAAAAAUUAGCGAAAAAACUGUGGAAAAUAUUUUAAAUAAAAUCACAAAAUUAGAUUAUGAUUUCGAAUAUCUUGCACCAGCACAACAACAAUUGGCACAAGAAUUGAUCAAAGAAAAACAAACCGAAGAUGUUCGAGAUAGGUCUUCAAUUUAUUCAAUGACACCAGCACAACAACAAUUGGCACAAGAAUUGAUCAAAGAAAAACAAACCGAAGAUGUUCGAGAAUUGAUUCAAAUUUUAAAAGAAUUGACAACCAAUUUCAAUGAGAAAUCAACAAAAAUAAUAACCGAAAAUGUAUUUGUCAAGCAUUUAAAAGAUGAAAUUUCAACAUUAAAAGAGAAAUGCCACAAGAAAGAGGUCGCUGUCGAGGAAUUGAAAACUCUAAAAAUUGAAAACGAGGGAGAAAUUCGUGAAUUGAUCGAGGAAAAAUGCAAUUACGAGAAGAGAUUUUAUUUGAGUGAAGAUGAACGUAACCGAUUGAUGAGAAUGGUAAAAGAAUUUGAAAGUAAAUUAAGAGAGGUCGAGAAUAAUAAUCAUAUUCAAUAUUACAAAUAUGUGGACGAAAUAAAGAAAUUAAAAGAGUCUUUGAGAGAAUUGGAUCGAUGCAAAGACCUGGCUUCGAGACGGGCUAAUAUUUUAUUAGUGAUUAUGAUGAUUUUUAUUGUAGUGGGGGCUUAUUUUGCUAGGUAA